Messenger RNA from Galleria mellonella (greater wax moth), 2481 nucleotides. RefSeq names its product large neutral amino acids transporter small subunit 1 (gene gb). NCBI's taxonomy places the organism in Eukaryota, Metazoa, Arthropoda, Insecta, Lepidoptera, Pyralidae. The record is from RefSeq and is a predicted model, not a curated record. Gene Ontology annotation, cellular component: membrane. Bases 265 to 1668 code for a protein of 467 amino acids. The transcript is spliced from 10 exons. Gene Ontology annotation, biological process: amino acid transmembrane transport. Gene Ontology annotation, molecular function: L-amino acid transmembrane transporter activity.
UCCAAGAAAGAAAAGCUCUAGCUUGGAAAGAGUGCACCUUCUAUUUGUAUUGUACUGUGGUGUUUGUCGAAAUAACAUUUUCUUUUUUUUAUGUGAAUCUUUUAAUAUUUUCACGAUUAGUAAUUUAUACGUUUACUUAGUGUUAAUUUAAAAUGUAAAAUAUCCUAUGAUCAGAAAGUUUUAUCUGUACGUUAUCAUAGCACGCUCGUAAUUAUUUUUAGUAUUUAGUCAAAAGUUUAAAAGCCUUUUUAAUAUAUUUUGAAAAUGGGUGAAGAAAGGGUGAAAAUGCGUAAACAGCUAGGUUUGUUAGAGGGUGUGGCUAUAAUUUUAGGCAUAAUAUUCGGUAGCGGUAUUUUUAUUUCGCCUAAGGAAGUUAUAGAAAAAACUGGUUCGGUUUGGGGAGCACUGUCGGUGUGGGCGGUAUGUGGUAUCCUGGCUACUCUUGGAGCAUUAUCUUACGCUGAAUUAGGUACGACAUUGGCGCAGAGCGGAGGCGAUUACCACUAUAUAAACGAAGCCUAUGGCGAAUUACCAGCAUUUUUGUACUUGUGGGAUGCUAAUCUAGUGUUUGUCCCAAGUACAAAUGCAAUAAUGGCGCUGACAUUUGCUAAUAACAUAUUGGAGCCAAUAUUCCCGAAUUGUCCAAUUGAUCCUAUGUGCCGGAAGCUGAUCGCGGCUGCUACUAUAUGCUUCCUCGCGUUCAUCAACGCCUACGAUGUGAAGUUCACGACGCGGGUGCAGAACGUGUUUAUGUUCACCAAGAUCUCCGCUCUCUUCGUCAUCAUCAUAGCUGGCAUUAUGUGGAUUGCUAGAGGUGGUGUGGAGUACUUCGAAGACGGCUGGGCGGGCACCAAGACGUCCGUGAGCGACUGGUCCAUCGCCUUCUAUUCUGGAAUAUUCUCGUAUUCAGGCUGGAAUUACUUGAACUUCAUGACCGAGGAGCUGAAGGAUCCUUUCGUGAAUCUACCACGCGCCAUCUACCUCUCGCUGCCGCUGGUGACGGCGAUAUACUUGCUAGCUAACGUCUCGUACCUGGCUGUGCUCGGGCCCAUCGGGGUACGCGCCACAGAAGCUAUUGCCGUGGACUUCGCAGUAUCAGCUCUAGGCUUCUUAAAAUGGGCAAUGCCGACGCUGGUCGCGAUCGCCGUGGUCGGUGGACUGUCGGUCCACAUAAUGGCGUCGUCGCGGAUGUGUUUCGCCGGCGCUCGCAACGGCCAUAUGCCGGAAUUGCUUGCGCAUAUCAAUGUCAAGUGCAUGUCACCAUUGCCUUCGCUGGUGUUCCACAUGGUGAUGUCCGUGAUAAUGCUGAUACCUGACAACUUGACCUCACUGAUCACCUACUGCACGGUGGUAGAGUCAUUCUUCACCACGCUGAGCUGCAGCGCGGUACUCUGGCUGCGCUACAAGAAACCGCAACUUCCCAGGCCUAUUAAGGUCCAGCUGUGGAUGCCCACAGUGUUCGUGACGGUGUGCACCGUACUGCUGGUGGUGCCAAUACUGAGUGAGCCGGUGGCGGUGGGAGCUGGCGCGACGAUGACCCUCGCCGGAGUGCCUGUUUACUAUGCCCUUGUCUGGUCCAAGCCGAAAUCCGUUGGAGCUAUAUCAGUUAAGAUCACACAUGCCUUCCAAAAGCUGUUCCUAACGGCGGUGGAGGAAGCGGAGGACUAAAAUUAUCAGAGUCUCAGUGGAAAAACAAGAAGAAUCUAUAAUUUUGAAUCUCUUCUCCCAUAACGGUUUUGUAUAACUCGAAAAAUUAUUUUUUAUAUGUUGAUUGAAGUAGAUAUAUUGAAAAAUUAAGGCUCUGAGCGCUUGUUUGUAAAAAAUGCGCAAAAUAUGCCCCGUACGCAUAACACAGUAAUAAUUUUUAGGUGCUGCGGUUUCAUGCGCAUGCUUAGAAAGUUAUAUUAAAUUUCGUACAAUAUAUACUAAAAUUUGGCAACGUCUGUAUCAUAAACGUCACCCCAGUCUCUGAAUGGGGUAAGCAGAUAUAAUUAAAUGAAUUAUAUUUGUUUUUCAAAUCAUUUGGAAAUGGAAAUUUUGGAAUGUUUAGCUAUUAAGAAAAAAAAAUUGUAUAUUUUAAUAUAAAAUUAAUAUUUGAUUAUUAUUAUUUAUAUUUAAUUCAAAAUUUGUUUUUUUUUUUUUUAAAGAUAUUGAUACAUACAUACAGGCGUUACUAAAUUUCAGUAUAAACUUGCUUAAUAAGGGUGCAAUUUUCUACUUUUAUAUAUUUAGUAUUAAAAUAAAUAUAUACUCGUGUAGUUCUACUAAAUAAUGGAGUGUUUUUUAGAUUUUCUAAUACACAUAAACACAUAAAAGAUGCACUUGUUAUAAGACACUUCCUCCAUUAUAAAAGUCGGUUAAAAAGGUAAUUGUUUAGUACCAGUGAAGAAAAAUAAGACUAGUUAUGGUCUCUAGUAGAUUGAUCACAAUUAGUGUAACAUAUUCAAUGUCCAGUGAGGUACGUACUGCAUUUAUCAUUAU